Molecule: messenger RNA, 1842 nt
Organism: Paramuricea clavata
Lineage: Eukaryota; Metazoa; Cnidaria; Anthozoa; Malacalcyonacea; Plexauridae
Source: the annotation of a GenBank genome assembly
AUGGAAAAUAAACUGCAUUAUGGCACAUUCCCACUUAAAUGGUUAAUAUACUCAAAGGAGCAACCACGAAUAGGUAAGGCUACCCUAUGAACUAGGAAAGAUAGCCCAUUCAGUAUGGUGACCAUACUUCAUUGUGCUUGGUACUGGGUUGAAAAUUACUUUGUUAUUGAGCCUAAGAACAGCAAGAAACAAAUUCGUUCAGGAAAACAUGGGAAUAUGAUCUUUAUCUGCCCCUGACAUGCUGAAAUAAGUUAACAUGGAAACGAGGCCAUUGAGUAAAGGAGAAUAAUCGGUAAGGUCUAUUGAAUGGGGUUUUAUUAAGUUCCAUAUAACAGGAUAUCUAUACCUUUUUACAAAAUGUUGCCAACUAUAAGUAUAAACACAUUAAAAACUAUCUAUCUUAGUCUUACUGUUAACGAGAUUCCUUUGUUAAGAAUGCUUCUAUUUGUUUGUUCUUGUAGGUAAUAUGAGUCCUUACAUUACAUCCUACUUGCGAUAUGAAGAGUCAGAGAAGUCACUUCGGUAUUCGGAUACAAUGUGGAUAUUUGCGGUUGAAGUAAUGGGGCAUGGCCUUCUCAUGACACUUGGUGGUAUGAUGCAAUUAAAGAUAGGUCCACGUUGGACAAGCUUAAUUGGAGGAACUGUGUUGAGGUAAUUGCAUAUUACAUUAUACUGUAUAAUAACCUUAAGAAUUUAUGCGAUCUCAUUGGUCGAGAGGCCAUGAUCUAUUAGAGGACAGACGCACGGAAUACGUGAUUAGUUUUUAAAAUGUACAAAUUGAAUGAAUUCAUGCAAUUAAAUCUAUAAACAUCAAUAAAUACCUUCGAUAAAUGUGCAAACAUCACUCACAAAAGCUAGCAACUCGGCAAAUCUCCUGCAAUUCAUUCAGAUGCGACUUCAAAUCCAAUCCGGUCUUUGAAAACAAAUACUAUUUGAGUCAUUGACUCAUUGGGCAAUUCUAGCUAUGGACUAAAUUUUGAUGUAGGCAAGAAGAACAAAAUCCAUCACCACAGCUAGAAAGAGCGUUCUAAAAUUAGUAAAAUUGCAAAGUUUGGUUGCGAAAUGUUGUAAAAUGAGGAAAAUAUACUGUACGCGAGCCCUGCGAAAUUUACAAAUUUUGUGUUAAUUUGUAUUGCGCGCGGGAAAAUGCACCACAUUUGGGCCAAAAGUGGUGCAAAUUCCCGUGCGUAAUACAAAUUAAUACAAAAUUAACAAAUUUCGCAGGCGGCCCGUAUAUUUUCCGCAUUUUACAACAUUUCGCAACCAAACUUUGGAAUUUUACUAAUUUUAACAUGGUAACAACAUAUACUGCGGACCCCACGUUACUUGGUUGCGCAAUUUUUAAUUGGGCAAAGAAGAAUUAACCCAACUCCUCACCUCCCAAAACUGCGGCGCGCCAUGGCCCAUCGGCACACAUUGGGACAGUUUUUGCCAACCAGAAUCGAGUAAAUUGACUAAAAUGCUAUUAUUUGAAAUAUAGUCGGAUAUUUGAUAGAAUUUUAAGGAUAAAAAAGGCCCCAAAACAAUAUUAAAUGAAUCAAAUAUUACAACUUUAGCCUUAUUUUGUUGCAAAUAGAUCGUAAAAGUAAAGCAGAACAAAAAUAUGCGCGCCCCUCUUGUUUUACGGCGCCCUGUUAUUAUUUAUUAUGUUUACAUGCAUAUAAUACAACUGUCGUCCACGUUUUCUAAUUAUUAAAUAUUUCGCUGCGUUCUAGUUUUGGCGUCUUGAUGACAUAUUUCACUAUACAGAAAUCAUUUGUGGCUGUCGUUUUUACCUACGGACUUCUUUUUGGAAUGGGUAUUGGGAUUUCAUACUCCGCACCAAUUAACUGUGCUAUGAAG